CUCUUCUCCUGAAAGGUACUCCUUCAAAUAGUACAGUAUGUACCAUUUUCUGCUAUAUCGUCCCAGUGCUGAGAUGCAUAUCCACCACGCCUGCUUGAGCUUAGACCUCGCAGUAUCUCCUCUGCUGACGCUUCUCGUGCGAAGAGUGCCUCAUGCUUAGUAAACGAGCACCCUUCUGACUUCAGCCUUCCGGAGCCUCGGUUCUCCGACAAUGCGGAGAAUGGAGCUCCUGACACUGACACUCUCCCUCCGCAGCUUGUCGGUACUGACUACGGCUUCUCGCGUAUAGGACAAGGGAGUCUUACUGGUGUACAGCAGCACAGCCGAGUCGGCUCCUAUCGACCCCAAACCCACAAGAAUGCCAGAGGCUUCAAAAUCGCCAACUGAUUAUAACAUGAGGUAAGCUACCGAGGUUUGUGCUCCUCCCUCUGGAAAGGUCGUUAUAUCCGCCACCGUCCUGUCUGAGUCGAGUAUUUGCACAACUCUUGUCAGGAGAUACACUGUUCCUGGUCACCCGGAAGACGAAUACAAUAUCGCGCGGGGAACUUGGGCUUUCUAUCUGCCGCUUCCCUUCCUACACGCCAUAAUAUGGCUCCCUCUGCGGUCGACAAUGGCUACAGGGGCAUGUAUAUCCCACCUGACAAGAGUACUGACCCCGAGCUCGGUCGGAAUGAAGUGCGUCCACUGGUCAACAACCCGUCUCCUGAAGAUGUGGAAAUACUCGAACAGCUAUAUGGCUCUCACAAAAAGAUGCGGAUCGCCGUGCUCGGGGCUGGGGUGUCCGGGUUGAACUUCUUCAAGUUUGCCGAAGAGAGGCUCAAGAACGUCGAGAUCAUAUGUUAUGACAAGAAUCCCGAUAUCGGAGGGACGUGGUACGAGAACCGGUAUCCAGGUUGCGCUUGUGAUAUACCGAGUGUAGUUUAUCAAUUCCCAUGGCGUCCUGCCCCGUGGUCGAAGUACUACUCACACUCACCCGAGAUCUGGGAAUAUCUCAAGACGGUCGACCGAGAGAACAACUUCACUGAGAAAUAUGUCAAACUUCGACAUCGAGUCGUUGCCCUUUCUUGGGAUGACGGAACCGGUCAAUGGACUGUCCGUGUUGAGAACCUUGCAACCGGUCGAGUAUUUGACGAUCAUGCGGAUUUCAUCAUUGACGGCGGAGGUGUCCUGAACAGAUGGAAGUGGCCAGACAUCCCAGGUCUCCAUGAUUUUAAGGGAACCCUCCUUCACUCUGCACAAUGGGACGAAAACACGGAUCUUACCGGCAAGAAAGUCGCACUAAUUGGAGCCGGCAGCAGUGCCGUGCAGAUACUGCCAAAUAUCUAUGGCAAGGUGGACAAGGUGUAUACCUGGAUCCGCAACAAAAUCUGGAUCACCGCAGGGUUCGCGCAGAACUUUGCCGGUAAAGACGGGGCCAAUUUCAUCUACAGUGAAGAGCAACGCAAACUGUUCGAGGAUCCGGACGAAUACCUGGCCUACUGCAAAAUGAUCGAGGAAGAGCUCAACCAGCGAUUUGGCUUCAUCAUCAACGGAUCUCCGGCUCAAAAGCAGGCGCGUGAGUUUUCAGAGAAUGAGAUGAAGACACACUUGAAAGACCGGCCCGAUCUGUUGGAGAAAGUCAUGCCUACCGGAUUUUACGUAGGUUGCCGCCGGCCGACCCCUGGAAAUGGAUAUCUCCAGGCCCUCGCGGGGGAGAAGACGCAGGCUUAUACCUCACAACUUCAACGCAUCACCGAAAAGGGUUUUAUUGAUCCCGAUGGAAACGAGCAAGAAGUGGACGUCAUCAUCUGUGCAACUGGAUUUGACACGUCUUAUAAACCACGAUUUCCUCUGAUUGUCAACGGGUCAGACAAACGGGAUGAAUGGAAAGACUUACCUCAUAGUCCGUCUUACCUUAGCGUUGCACUGGCCGGAGUGCCCAACUACCUUGUCUUUGGCGGGGCCUAUUGUCCCUCGGCACAUGGAUCAUUCUUCCCUCUCAUUCAGGGAUAUAGCAACUACGCCAUGCAGGUGAUUGAAAAGAUGCAGGUCGAGAACAUCCGAUCGCUGCGGCCCAAAGAAAAGGUUGUGGAUCAUUUUAUCCGGCAUGCCGACUCGUUCCUCAAGCGAACAGCAUGGACCGGGCCCUGCUCGAGUUGGUUCAAAGGAGGUAAGAUUGAUGGGAAACCGGCGAUCUGGCCGGGCUCUCGCCUGCACUUCCUUCGCUGUAUGGAAACGCCUCGAUAUGAAGACUUUGACAUUGAGUAUGACGAAGCAGACGACAUGUUCAGCUUCUUUGGCAAUGGCUUCCACGUCUGCGAGAGAGAUGGCAGCGACAUUACGUGGUAUCUGGGCACUCCAAAGAAGGAAGUGGACAUGGAUAAGAUCAGAAAAGUGAUGGACGGUACCAGGGGGACGGAGUUGAAGACGUCGUGGAAGUAGCUGUGUGCUUGAUUCUCUGGAUAUGUUUGUCGACCACCCCCUGUGUAUCAGCCUUGCCGGUUUAUAUAGCACUUUUACUUUGAAGAUUUGAAAGACAUUUAUUAUCAAGCCUUCCAGACCUUGA
Exophiala dermatitidis NIH/UT8656 is the source of this 2545-nucleotide messenger RNA. Its product is annotated as cyclohexanone monooxygenase. NCBI's taxonomy places the organism in Eukaryota, Fungi, Ascomycota, Eurotiomycetes, Chaetothyriales, Herpotrichiellaceae. The transcript has 2 exons. Bases 589 to 2421 code for a protein of 610 amino acids. Gene Ontology annotation, molecular function: flavin adenine dinucleotide binding; NADP binding; N,N-dimethylaniline monooxygenase activity. The record is from RefSeq and is a predicted model, not a curated record.